GGCCGAUUCUCAGCCGCCUCUGCCGCAGAGUGGGGUUUCCGUUUUCCAAUAAGCGCCACUCGAAACGAGAGGUACGAAGUGUUCAAUCAACUCACGCUUCUGAUUCUCUCCAUCGCUCACUCCCACUACCCGCGUUUCCGUCAAUCGUCACCGGAGUUGGCCGCUUCUAGGGCCACUGAACGUUCCAAUCGACGAACAUGGCGAUCGUCGGCGUUCUAGCUUUGCAGGGAUCUUUUAACGAGCACAUCUCAGCUUUGAGAAGGCUUGGAGUGAAGGGCGUAGAGAUAAGGAAGCCCGAGCAGCUUCUUAAUGUAGCUUCUUUGAUCAUCCCCGGCGGGGAAAGCACCACCAUGGCCAAACUUGCUGAGCUCCAUAAUCUGUUUCCUGCUUUGCGAGAGUUUGUAAGAAUGGGGAAGCCUGUCUGGGGCACAUGUGCAGGGCUUAUCUUUUUAGCAAACAAAGCUACUGGACAGAAAACCGGCGGACAGGAAUUAGUAGGAGGUCUUGAUUGUACUGUCCACAGAAACUUCUUUGGAAGUCAGCUUCAAAGCUUUGAGGCAGAGCUCUCGAUGCCAGAGCUUGUGGCUACAGAAGGUGGUCCAGAAACAUUUCGUGGAGUUUUCAUCCGAGCUCCUGCAAUUCUUGACGUGGGACCAGAAGUCCAAGUUCUGGCUCACUGCCCUGUCUCCUCAAACUCUAACGUGAAUUCAAAUUCCACUGGCGAAGACAAAGAGGAAAAAGGAUCAGAAAGUAAAGUGAUUGUAGCGGUGAGGCAAGGGAACUUGCUGGCAACUGCCUUCCAUCCUGAAUUAACAUCAGAUAGUAGAUGGCACAGUUACUUCUUGAAGAUGGCUGGUGAAGUUGAUGGAUCCUCAAGUAGUAUAGCAAUCGAAGGAGUCGACAAUGCAAGACUCGAAAGAUCAAAGAGUGACCUUCCUAUAUUUCUUUAGUUUAAACAAAGUGAAACCCCACCCCACCAGAACUCAUAUUUACAUUCUUAAGUUUCAUUCUAGGUUCAUUGGAUUUAUUCUGCAGCCUGCACCAGGUUUUAUCUUCCUUAUGCUAAGUUACACAAUAUUCUUCUGUUGUAUUCCUUUCAAAUUGCUGGUACUCUGUGUAGGAGGUUCUGUACAUGGAGUUUAAUUUUAAAAAAAGGCAUUUCCUUUUGCACUGGAUUAAUCA
Molecule: messenger RNA, 1182 nt
Organism: Momordica charantia (bitter melon)
Lineage: Eukaryota; Viridiplantae; Streptophyta; Magnoliopsida; Cucurbitales; Cucurbitaceae
Gene: PDX2
Product: pyridoxine biosynthesis 2
Biological process (GO): pyridoxine metabolic process; pyridoxal 5'-phosphate biosynthetic process
Cellular component (GO): cytosol; glutaminase complex
Molecular function (GO): glutaminase activity
Source: RefSeq, a predicted model, not a curated record